GCGAAAAAUCAAUGUCUGUUGGCGGAGUUGUUCUCUUAUAGCUCUAAUUUGAUCAUUAAAAAGUGUAUAGCUAAUUUCUAAAUCUUUAGAUAUCUCAAACCAGUUUUAGUGUUUUACAUGCACACAGUCUAUGGAUAUGUGAAGAACGAUGCUAUAUUUAGAUUGUGGUGAAAGUUGAAUGCAAAGUUGGAAAUUUAGUAGACCUUGGUUAAAUUCGGUAGAAACUUAAAUAAUCUUUUAGAGAGGACUAAAAUGAGUCUACAAUGGUGUACGUGAAUCUUUAAGUCAAGUGGCAAAAAAAAGUUUAUUUUAUUUUUAUUCUAAUCAGAAAGCACUUAUUUUAUUUCUAUUAUUCUAAUGAACAAGCACAUGUAAUUAAAUCAAUCGAAUCUAAACGAGUCGACGCAAGACUUGCUAAGUUAGGAAUUUCUUCUUAAAGUGAGGACCAAAUGAAGCACACACAAUUCAUUACUUACAAGACAAAAUCAAAACAGAAAGAUAUGAUGAUCCGAAGCCAUUGUCAUUGGGUUUCUGACAUUAUUAUCAUCUUUUUCUUCCUCCUUGUACACUCUCUAGCUUCUUCUUCGCCCCACUUUUGCCGUCAUGACCAGAGAGAUGCUCUUUUGGAAUUCAGAGGCGAGUUUCCGAUAGAUGCCUCUUUGAAAAUUAUGAAUACAUGGAGAGGUCCGUGGAAUAAGAGCACUGAUUGUUGUUUUUGGAACGGAGUCACAUGCGAUGAUAAAUCUGGUCAGGUAAUAUCACUCGACCUUCCUAACACCUUUCUCCACGGCUAUUUGAAAACCAACAGUAGCCUUUUUAAACUCCAAUAUCUUCGUCACCUAAACCUUAGUAAUUGCAAUCUCAAAGGAGAGAUUCCUUCUUCACUAGGAAACCUUUCUCAUCUCACACUUGUUAACCUUUUCUUUAAUCAAUUGGUAGGAGAAAUUCCGGCUUCAAUCGGCAAUCUAAACCAGCUAAGAUACCUUAACCUUCAGUCUAACGAUCUCACAGGAGAGAUUCCUUCUUCACUAGGAAACCUUUCUCGUCUCACAUUUGUUAGCCUAGCUGAUAAUAUCUUGGUAGGUAAGAUUCCAGAUUCAUUAGGAAAUCUAAAGCAUCUAAGAAACCUUAGUCUUGGGUCUAACGAUCUCACAGGAGAGAUUCCUUCUUCACUAGGAAACCUUUCUAAUCUUAUACAUCUUGCACUUAUGCAUAAUCAAUUGGUAGGUGAAGUUCCUGCCUCCAUUGGAAAUCUAAACGAACUAAGAGCUAUGUCAUUUGAAAACAAUAGCUUAAGUGGAAAUAUUCCUAUUUCCUUUGCCAAUUUAACCAAGCUUUCUGAAUUUGUCCUCAGCUCUAAUAACUUCACAUCCACGUUUCCGUUUGACAUGAGUCUAUUCCACAACUUGGUGUACUUUGAUGCUUCUCAAAACUCUUUUAGCGGACCUUUCCCUAAAUCUUUGUUCUUGAUAACUUCGUUACAAGAUGUUUAUCUGGCAGAUAACCAAUUUACGGGACCUAUAGAGUUUGCAAAUACAUCUUCAUCAAAUAAUUUGGAAGGUGAAGUACCAGGUUGCUUAUGGAGAAUGAGUACGGUGGCGCUUUCUCACAAUAUUUUCACAAGUUUUGAAAACUCUUCAUAUGAAGCACUAAUAGAAGAGUUGGAUCUGAAUUCCAAUUCAUUUCAAGGACCACUUCCUCAUAUGAUCUGCAAGCUUAGAUCGUUACGCUUUUUAGAUCUGUCCAACAAUCUCUUCAGCGGCUCAAUUCCUUCAUGUAUAAGGAAUUUCAGUGGUUCUAUUAAAGAGCUAAAUAUGGGGAGCAACAACUUCAGUGGAACUCUUCCAGAUAUAUUUUCCAAAGCUACCGAGUUAGUAUCAAUGGACGUUAGUCGCAACCAGCUGGAGGGAAAGUUGCCAAAGUCUUUGAUCAAUUGCAAAGCUCUGCAACUUGUGAAUAUAAAAAGCAACAAAAUCAAGGACAAUUUCCCAUCAUGGUUGGAAUCUCUACCGUCAUUACAUGUCCUCAACCUCGGAUCAAACGAGUUCUAUGGGCCGUUGUAUCAUCACCACAUGUCUAUUGGGUUUCAGAGUUUAAGAGUCAUCGAUAUAUCAGACAAUGACUUCACUGGAACUCUCCCACCUCACUAUUUCUCCAACUGGAAAGAAAUGAUCACAUUAACGGAAGAAAUGGACGAGUACAUGACAGAGUUUUGGAGAUAUGCUGAUAGCUAUUAUCAUGAGAUGGAAAUGGUGAAUAAAGGAGUUGAUAUGAGCUUCGAGCGGAUCCGAAAAGACUUCAGAGCCAUUGAUUUUUCUGGAAACAAAAUCUAUGGCAGCAUCCCUAGAUCCCUUGGCUUUUUGAAGGAACUGCGCCUUCUCAAUUUGUCAGGUAACGCUUUCUCAAGCGAUAUCCCACGUUUCUUGGCAAAUUUGACAAAGCUCGAGACGUUAGACCUAUCCCGUAAUAAGCUGUCAGGUCAAAUCCCUCAAGAUCUUGGUAAACUCUCUUUUCUGUCAUACAUGAACUUCUCCCAUAACCUUCUCCAAGGUCCUGUGCCACGAGGCACACAGUUUCAAAGGCAAAAAUGUUCUUCAUUCUUGGACAACCCUAAACUCUACGGUCUCGAAGAAAUCUGUGGAGAAACUCAUGCCUUGAAUCCUACAUCGCAACUACCCGAGGAAUUGUCAGAGGCUGAGGAGAAAAUGUUCAACUGGGUAGCAGCUGCAAUAGCUUAUGGACCUGGUGUGUUAUGUGGAUUGGUGAUCGGACAUAUCUUCACUUCACACAAUCAUGAGUGGUUCACAGAAAUGUUUGGUCGAAAGAAACUAGUCAUUACAAGUGUUCAUUAAACCCAUCUCUUGUAGUCUCUUUAAUAAGCAUUUGUGAAGCAACUGUUGUGUAACGUCUUGUAAUAGACUCGUUUGUGUUUGUUUGGAUUUUCUAUUUAUGUAAUAGACGUCUUUGGCUUCAAAAUGUAUACAUUGUGUUCUGCAAUUCUCAAUUAUGUGCAAUAAAAUAUAGAUUUAGUAGACUUUACGAAUUACGAUCAUGAGUUUAUAAACAAAUAGUGAAAAUCCAUUCAUGAGAUAUGUUCGUAUCACAGGUCCAUAUUUAAUGUAAGACGGGGUUGGCACGGCCAACUUACCAACAGAAUCUAAAAAUGACAAAUGGAGAGAUUUCGACAUAUAAAAUAUAACUCAAAACUUCAUGUGUAUGAAAGGAUCCAGGAACUGCCAAAAAAAAAAAAAAAAAAA
Messenger RNA from Arabidopsis lyrata subsp. lyrata, 3257 nucleotides. RefSeq names its product receptor-like protein 12. Gene Ontology annotation, molecular function: protein binding. The record is from RefSeq and is a predicted model, not a curated record. The transcript has 2 exons. The coding region runs from base 450 to 2852 and encodes 800 amino acids. NCBI's taxonomy places the organism in Eukaryota, Viridiplantae, Streptophyta, Magnoliopsida, Brassicales, Brassicaceae.